Messenger RNA from Labrus mixtus (cuckoo wrasse), 1100 nucleotides. RefSeq names its product apolipoprotein Db (gene apodb). Gene Ontology annotation, biological process: tissue regeneration; brain development; lipid transport. Gene Ontology annotation, molecular function: lipid binding. Lineage: Eukaryota; Metazoa; Chordata; Actinopteri; Labriformes; Labridae. The coding region runs from base 110 to 661 and encodes 183 amino acids. The transcript is spliced from 5 exons. The record is from RefSeq and is a predicted model, not a curated record.
CGUGAACGUGAACACUCCCAGAGUGUGUUUUGUACAGAGAGCUCGAGACAGUUUACAUCAUCAGCAGAAACAGGAGGGACGGAGUUAACACCUUUAUACCUCAGGAACCAUGUCAGCCGUCUACUUUCUCCUCCUGCUACUCCCUCUGGUGUCAGCGCAGACCUAUCACUGGGGGGCCUGUCCUGUUCCUAAAGUCCAGCCCGGCUUCAACCUUCAAUUGUAUCUCGGACGCUGGUACGAGAUCGAGAAGCUCCCUGCUUCCUUUGAGAGAGGAAAGUGCAUCGAGGCGAACUACGCUGUGAGGCAAGAUGGCACCAUUCAAGUGCGCAACACUCAGUUCUAUAAAGAGAAGACGAGGGUAGCGGAAGGGACCGCAGUGGUUCCAGACCCGAGAGAACAAGCACAACUUGGAGUCAGCUUCUCGUAUUUCACUCCCUACAGCCCGUACUGGGUUCUCUCCACCGACUACUCCACUGUGGCCGUCGUGUAUUCCUGCACAGACAUCCUCCGUAUUUUCCACAUCGACUUCGCCUGGAUCCUCGGACGCUCACGUUUCAUACCUUUUGGCACCGUUGAGCAUGCCAAACAACUGCUGGUGAAUGAAGGAAUCGAUAUUUUCGGGAUGAAGCCAACGGAUCAGACCGGCUGCAAAGACAACUAGAACUAAAUGAAGAGUUCCUGUUAGUGCCCUGAACCAGUAAGAGAAGUCUGGUCUGAACACUGGUUCAACAAGACUGGAUCUCAAAUCCUCCUGAUAUAAACAUACUGUGCUCAUUCUUAGUUACUAGAGGAUCAGGUGUCGACUAUAUUUUGUAUUUAAAGAUGCAGAAAUGUCGCUUAAAAUACAGUUUGCAUUAAAUAUCAAUUUUUCAUAAUUUAAAUAAAAAGUUAACCAAUAAUUUAAAUGAAGUCAUUAUAUUAUUCAAUAAUCAAUUCUACUUUGUUUUGCAAACAUUGAAUGAUUAGUGGGUUACAGAUGAAGGACAUUCUUUGGGUUCAUCAACAGUGAAGUUACAUAAAGUUAUUGUACUUUGAUUGUCUUUAAGGUGAUGUUACAUUAUGCAUGUAAAAUACAUUUACUACAUUCUUCUACAUACUUG